This is a messenger RNA of Fusarium poae, 756 nucleotides long. RefSeq lists its product as uncharacterized. The record is from RefSeq and is a predicted model, not a curated record. The transcript is spliced from 2 exons. NCBI's taxonomy places the organism in Eukaryota, Fungi, Ascomycota, Sordariomycetes, Hypocreales, Nectriaceae. The coding region runs from base 1 to 756 and encodes 251 amino acids.
AUGUCUGGAAGUCCUCCUACUCAGAACCAAGCGUCAGGCGUGGUGAACACUAAACACCGCUAUUUGCGUCGGAAGCUAGCCUUCGUGGAUCAAAAUAUCCAUGACAUCUUCAGAAGUGCUGCUCUGGCAAAUGGAUCUACAGAUGUGCGGGAGACGGAAAAGAAGCUCUAUGACAGGUUGAAAUACCACGGAAAUCGUCUGCCUUUUGCCGCAGAACCGAACUUGAUAAACAUGGACUUCUCCAUCCAAAGAAAGGUCGGGACGGUACACUACGAUCAGGGAAUCCACGCCGACUGCGGACUUUGCUCAAUGAUCAGUCUUCGACUUUCUUACUACCCUUACACAAUACAUGAUUCUCAACACUCAGCCGCGUUCUGCAUCGACUACCGGAUUCAAAAACCUGGUGGGCAGGAUGAAAGAGCCUCUUCAUUCCACUUACAAUGCUGCCCUUGGGACUUUGGACGAGCAUCGCCCGUAACGCUCCAGAACCUCGUUAGCUCCCUUCGCCUUGGUGAAGCCCUUGACGAUUUUAAUGCCAAUCUCGCACUGUCGAUGGUAAUUGAAAUUAAGUGGCAAAUCCGUGCCAACAAGCAAUAUACCUGCCGCACCAAUUACAAAGAUGCUUUCAAAAAUGUCGACUAUGAAGUUGAACGAUUUCUUUCAUUCUGGGAGGAGUUGAAGGAUGAUAUUUGCGACCAUCUGUUCACGAAGAACAACACCUACUUCGAUUCACGGGAUGUCGGGUUGUUUAUUUGA